Molecule: messenger RNA, 7767 nt
Organism: Plenodomus lingam JN3
Lineage: Eukaryota; Fungi; Ascomycota; Dothideomycetes; Pleosporales; Leptosphaeriaceae
Biological process (GO): mitotic actomyosin contractile ring contraction
Cellular component (GO): cytoplasm; mitotic actomyosin contractile ring; myosin II complex
Molecular function (GO): actin filament binding; microfilament motor activity; ATP binding
Source: RefSeq, a predicted model, not a curated record
AUGAGCGCACCUGCGCAGAAUGGCCGCCCCUUUGCACGCAAUUCGCGUAACAGCCCGUUUGCGCGGACCACGGCCUCUGCAUCACCGCCCCCGGGAGUAGUAGCUUCGAAUGGAACGCGGCCCAAUUCUGCCCUCCUCACAUCCUCGCCCUUCGCCGAGCCAGACGUCACCAUGGGCCAUGUCCGACACCAGUCGCUCACCAAUCUCACCAGCCCGCUGGUGGGACGCAGCGAUUCGAGCCGGCUGCGCUCCAACUCGCAUCGCAAUAGCACGCCCAUGGGCACCUUUGCGCCCCAAUUCAUCUCCGACGACGACAACGAAGCACCACGCAUGGGGGGCAUCGUCGAGGGCGAAAACGACUUCUCCGGCAAGCGCUAUGUAUGGCUCCGAGAUGCAGCCACGGCUUUUGUGCGAGGAUGGGUCGUCGAGGAGCUGCCAGAGGGGCAAUUGCUGGUCCAAUGUGACAAUGGCUCCCAACAGCACGUCGACGCCGAUGCCGUCGACAAGGUCAAUCCGGCCAAGUUUGACAAGGCAGACGACAUGGCCGAACUGACCCACUUGAACGAGCCUUCGGUCAUCCACAAUCUGCAUAUGCGGUAUCAGGCCGAUCUCAUUUAUACGUAUUCGGGACUCUUCUUGGUCACUAUCAACCCGUACUGCCCCCUGCCAAUCUACUCGCGAGAUUACAUCAACAUGUACCGGGGGCGGAGUCGAGAGGAGACCAAGCCACACAUCUUCGCCAUGGCAGACCAGGCCUUUCGUAGUCUGGUGGAUGAAGGCACAAACCAGAGUAUCCUCGUGACCGGCGAGUCCGGUGCGGGAAAGACGGAAAACACCAAGAAAGUGAUACAGUAUCUAGCUGCCGUCGCAAACUCGGAAACCCCACGAGUAAAGUCAGGAGGCCGCAACCUUUCCAAUCUCUCCGAGCAAAUUCUGCGCGCGAAUCCCAUCCUCGAAGCCUUUGGCAACGCCCAAACAGUACGAAAUAACAACUCAUCACGUUUUGGAAAGUUCAUUAGGAUCGAAUUCUCUCGUAAUGGCCAUAUUGCGGGUGCAUACAUUGACUGGUACUUGCUGGAAAAGUCCAGGGUCGUGCGAAUUAAUCCGAAUGAGCGCAACUAUCAUAUCUUUUAUCAACUACUCCGGGGAGCAGAACAUAAUAUGAAGAGAGAAUUCUUCUUAGAUGGCAAAGAUACCGAAGACUUCGACUACACCAAGCAUGGCAACGACGUCAUAUCUGGUGUCUCGGACCAGGACGAGUGGAACGCGCUCGUGGAGGCCUUUCACAUCAUGGGAUUUGCCGACCAUGAGCAAGCAUCGAUCCUGAAGACUGUUGCAGCAGUCUUGCAUCUGGGCAACAUCAGAGCUGUCAAAGAGAGCCGGCGAGCGGAUCAAGCAACACUUAAUUUCGCCGCAGAACAACAGGCUCGCAUCGUGGCGCAGCUCCUUGGGAUUUCUACCGAAGACUUCAUCAAAGCGCUGCUACAUCCUCGCGUCAAGGCAGGACGUGAAUGGGUGGAAAAAGUCCAGACACCAGAGCAAGUCAAUCUCGCAAUCGAUGCGCUCGCAAAAGGCAUCUAUGAGCGUGGUUUCGGCGACCUAGUUGACCGCAUCAAUCGUCAACUAGACCAGACUGGAGCUGCUGGUGACGACGCUCACUUCAUUGGUGUGCUCGAUAUUGCCGGUUUUGAGAUCUUCGACGAGAACAGCUUCGAGCAGUUGUGCAUCAAUUACACGAAUGAAAAGCUCCAACAAUUCUUCAACCACCAUAUGUUCGUGUUGGAGCAAGAAGAAUAUGCACGCGAGCAGAUCGAAUGGAAGUUUAUCGACUUUGGUCGUGACUUACAGCCUACCAUUGACCUCAUCGAAUUACCCAAUCCUAUUGGUAUCUUCUCCUGCUUGGACGAAGACAGUGUGAUGCCCAAGGCUACCGACAAAACCUUCACCGAGAAAUUACACUCCCUAUGGGAUCGCAAAAGCACAAAAUACAAGCGUUCUCUCCUCACACAAGGCUUCGUCCUUACACACUACGCUGCUGAAGUCGAGUAUUCUACCGAAGGCUGGCUCGAGAAGAACAAGGAUCCGUUGAAUGACAAUGUCACGCGACUGUUGUCCGCAUCAUCAGACCAACAGAUCGCUACACUCUUUGCAGAUUGUGCCGACGUAGAUGAUGAGAUGGGCGGAGCUCGUAGCCGGGUCAAGAAAGGACUCUUCCGCACUGUCGCCCAGCGCCACAAGGAGCAACUUUCGACACUUAUGACCCAGCUGCAUUCAACACAUCCGCACUUCGUUCGAUGUAUCUUGCCAAAUCACAAGAAGCGACCGAAGCAGUUCAGCGCCCCACUUGUUCUAGAUCAGCUUCGAUGUAACGGUGUUCUGGAAGGCAUCCGUAUCGCGCGUACUGGAUUUCCCAAUCGACUCAACUUUGUUGAAUUCCGUCAACGAUAUGAGGUCUUAUGUAGAGACCUUCCCAAGGGCUAUUUAGAAGGACAGGUUGCAGCCAAGAUCAUCUUGGAGAAGCUCAGCCUGGAUCGCGCUCUUUAUCGUGUGGGUAUCACCAAGGUUUUCUUUCGUGCAGGUGUACUCGCCGAACUAGAAGACCAAAGAGAUACGCUCAUUCGUGAUAUCAUGAUACGCUUUCAGUCGGUGGCGCGUGGAUUUGUCCAACGUCGCAUUGCCAACAAACGUCUGUACAGAGCGGAGGCAACUCGAAUCAUUCAGCGUAACUUCUCGGUCUACCUGGAUCUUCAGUCGAAUCCGUGGUGGAGGCUUUUUGCUCGCAUGAGGCCUAUGCUUGGAGCCACUCGACAAGCAGCGGAAGUGAAAAAGCGGGAUGAAAUGAUUCAGCAACUCGAGGAGAAGAUGCUACUGGAAGCAGAAGAGAAGCAGCGUGUCGAGGAUGAGAAAAGACGUGCCGAAAUGGAUAUCCAGCGCAUCCAAAAGACGCUCGAAAGCGAACGUGCUUUGGCUCUUGACAAGGAGGAGAUAUUCAAACGCCUUCAACUGCGUGAAGCUGAGCUAUCCGAAAAGCUUGCAGGCGCUAUCGAGGACCAAGAUCAGCUCGAAGAUCAGCUGGAUGCUCUAGUAGAGGCAAAGAGGAAGACUGAAGAGCAGGUCGAAUUUCUGCGCAGAGAGCUCGAGCAGGCUGGCCAAAUCAUCGGCAGGCUAGAAAGCGAAAACCAGGACCUGGAAGAGCAGAGUGCUCGCCUGAGUCGUCAGAUCGAAGAGCUUGAGAAGGCCAAGGCGCAACGUACUCAGGCUGAGGAGUCCUUGUCUCAGGAAGUGAAGAUGCUCAGCAGCCAUCUCAGUCUGAAAGAGCGCAAGUUGCAGGACCUCGAAGCAAAACUACUCAAGAACGACCAGGAUCUCGAUAUCAAACUUGCUGCCUCCGCAAAAGAAGUACAAGCGGGCAAGAAGCACAUCAAGGAGCUCCUGGACGAAAAUCGACAGAUUCGGCAACAGAUUUCUGACCUCUCUUCAACAUCAACAAGCUAUGAAGAUCUCAUUCGGCGGAAAGAGAGUGAGCUGGCCAUCCUGAAGACUGACUUGAAGAGAUACGUGGAAGAUCGCCGCAUUUUCGACGAUGAGAAACGUACCUUGGCAUCGAAGCAUGACGAUCUUCAGAGCCGUCUCCGUGAUGCAAGGGCAGAGCUAGAUGCUGUCCGUUCGCAGAAGCAGCAGCUGGAGCGCGAGGCUGCUGAUGCCAAGCGUCUGCUAGAAGAGAAGAUAUCAGAGGAUGCACAAGAUACCGAAGGCCGAAAGCUGCUUGAAGAACAAACCGAGGCGCUCAAGGCAGAGCUCUUCGAAGUACGGAAGGAGCUCAGCCGAGAGAGACAGUCCCGUGAUGACGUUGAAAUGCUUGGAGAGCACAAGUACGAUACCCUCAAGCGCGAUUUUGAUGCACUGAACGAGUCGAAGAUCACCAUCGAGAAAGAGAUGUAUGCUCAACAAGAUGUGUUGCGCCGGGCUACAGAGACUCGCGCUGCCCACGAAAAGGAGCGUAAAGAAUACCAGACUGAACUUCGCAGCCUCCGCGAGAAGUAUCUGAAGCUGGAAGAAGAGAAGCUGGACGCAGAUGCGGCAGCAGAACGCGCGCAGACAAGACUUGCGACAGAGCGACAAGCCAUUCAGGAACGCGAGCUUGAAGCCAAGGACCAGCAACUCGACCAGCUUGAGGCUGAGCGAAACGACCUCGCUGAGCAAGUCCAUAACCUGACACAAAUGCUUGCCGACUCCGAUUCAUUCAAAGAGCGCAAUGAUCAGCAGAAAGAACGUCUUGAGCGCGAGCUGGUCACCAUCAAGGGGCGACUGGCUGCCUCAGAAAAUGACAACCGAGCUCUACUCAACAAGGUCCAGCAAAAGAAUCUAGACAUUGCACGAUCUAACUCUCGAGCGGGCGACACUCAGCGCUCAAAGAUCGCUCAGCUGACGCACGAAAAGUCCAAGGCCGAGGAGGAAAACAAGCGUCUAUUCCGUCAACUCGAAGAUGCGCAGCUCACCAUUGCCUCUUUGGAGAAGCAGAAGGAGAAGCUGUCGUUGAGCCUCGAGGAUCUGAAUCAUGAAGUUGCAAGAGAACACAAGUCCAGCCGCAAUGCAGAGAAAGCCUCAUCGACAAUCAACCUUCAACUCGCGGAUGUCAAUCGCAAACUUGAGACUGAACGACAGCUGCGUACUCAAGCACAAGCCAACACUCGCGCUGUCCAAACGUCGCUUGAUAACACUAAUCGCGAACUUGAAGAGUGCCACCAGCAACUUGUACUACUUCGCAAGGUCUUUGAUCCUCACUCUGCUGAAUUCCCUCAGACCUAUGAAGCCGCAAAGCCAGAUAUUGCAAAGACCGUGGACCUUGCAGAACGUUUGGAAGCUGCCAACCAAGCUUUGCGCGUAGCAAGUGAACGUUACUCCAGGGCCGAAGCUCAGCUUGAUGAAUUGCGACAGAGGCAUGAAGGUGAACUCAACGACAUGGAUGCACGCCAUGCUAAUUCGAAGCGAGCGCUGCUUGAAGAGAUGAACAGCUCACAAGUGAAUCAAGCCAAUGCCAGGCGAUCGCCAACACACAACCGCAAGGAAAGCGAGAAUCGAAGGCCGUUCUCGGUCACGAACACUCCGACAAACCAGCGACACAUCAGCAACGCCACAAAUGACUCUGCCCGCUCUGAUCGAACAGUCGACACCGUGGCAUUCAACAACCGUAUGGAUAUGGCUGCUGAGCUGGAGCUGCUACAAAAUCAAUUGCAAAUGUCAGAGAUGCAGAACAAGCACUUGCGAGGCCAACUGGAACGUUCACCAACCCGCAACGGCUGGCAGGACGACAGUCCAUCAGUGCGACGGGUCCAGAAGCUGGAGCGCGAAAACUAUCGCUUGCAUGAUAUGCUCGAUGAUUCUGCAAAGAAGGUCUCCGCUCUCGAACAUAGCUUGCAGUCGGGUCAGCUGUCAUACCAGGAAGUCCAGACCAAGUCUCAUGAGGAACUGUUUGAACUGUUGACCUCGCAGGAACAGUCGCGCAAGUCGAUUGUGCAGGCCCAUAACAAUGCCAUCAACGAGCUUGCCGAUGCCAAGACGGCCUUUGACGAGAUCAAGCAAGCCAAGAUUUCCAUGGAAAUGGAGAUUCGCGAGAUACAGGCCGAGUAUGACGAGAUGGUGUCCGAGCGGGAACAGGAGCAGGCCAACCACAAUCAGCUAUUACAAGAGUUUGCGGACCUUCAAAUCCGUCUUGAUAACGAGACGUCUACUCUGGUUGACGUUCAAUCCAGCUUGAACCUCUACAAGAGCCGGGCAGACGAGUACUUCAGCAAGCUCGAACAGGCCGAAAUCGCGGUGCUGAGGGCUUCACGUGCUGAGCAAUUCGCGAAGCAACAAGCAAAGGAGACGGAAGAGACAUGCGCCACCAUCAUGGCGCAACGCAAAGAGAUGGACGGUAUGGUUGAAGACCUCCAACGCCAGGUUCAGCGAUAUGACGAGCGUGUUGAAGACCUUCAGGCAGAUCUUCAGACAGCUCUACAGGCCAAGAAGCGUCUUCAGAACGAGCUUGAGGACUAUAGAAGCCAACAUGCUCACGAUAUUGAGGACAGCGAGACAUCGCUUGAGCAAACACGCAAGAAGUACCAGGCCGAGCUGUCCACACUCACGACUGAGCUCGACCAAGAGCGUGAGAAUAUCAUCUUCGUUCGCGAAGAAAACGGCCGGUUGCGCGAGGAGAUUGAGGAGCUCCGAAACAAGUGGGACGACGAGUUGCUCAACUCAUCGACUUGGGCAAAGGAAAAGAGUCGUCUGGAGAUGACUCUACAAACCAUUUCCAACUCCCGCGACGAGGCGGCCAACGCACAUAACGAAGCACAGUCGAAGAUUGUCAGCCUGUUGUCGCAAGUCCGCACCCUCCGUACCAACGUUGAUGAUCUUGCAGCUGAACGCGACUCUGCAAUCGAAGAGAAGAAGCGCCUCGAAGCCCGUCUUCAAGAAGCUGCAGACACACUUGACGAGCUUUCUCGCUCAGAAUCACCGGCCAUGCGUAAUGCUGCAGCCUAUGAUCGCGACUUGCUGGAGCUAAAGUCCGGUCUCGCACAGCAAGAAGACAUUACGGCGGCCGCCGUCGGCAAGAUGCGUCGCGCUGAAGCCCUUGCGCAAGAGCUCCAAAAGGAUAUCGUCGCCGAACGCGAAGCCAACGUCAAACUCCACAAAGACAAGGCGGCUGUCGAGAAGGCUUUGAAGGACCUCCAGCUCCGUCUUGUAGAUCUAGAGACAAAGGGCUACAGUGGUUCCGCUGGCAAGGACGUGCGUUUCUUGCACGGCCGGAUUCAAGAGCUUGAACAAGCCCUUGAUAAUUCGGAAUCAACCCGCCUCUCCGAAUCCCGAAGCGUCCGCAAUGUGGACCGCACAGUUCGUGAUCUGCAAACGCAAAUCGAACGUCGUGAUAAGCAAAACGCUGCUGUGGUUGAGGACCUCAACAAAUCCCGAGACAAGAUUUCAAGCUUGUUGGCGACUAUUGACGACCUGCAGUCCUCAGAAUCAGCCAACCAACUUGCCGCUAAGCGCGCUGAGCGUGAGCUUCGCGAAGAGAGGGAGAAGACUCUUCGUCUCGAACGAGAACUCGAAGGGUGGAAAAACUUGAGGGUGGAGAGGAGGAGCGCGUUGGGUGUCCCAGGCCAGGGAGGGCCGGCAAGUGAGGCUGGCGACCAACGUUCACGUCGCGGAUCCUCUAUUGGAUUACUGAUGGGCGAAAUGGGCGAGGCUAGUGCAAAUGAAAAGGGAAAGAGGUUGGACCCGUUGUAUGAAGAUGAAGAGGGUUCAGCUGCUGUAGAUGUUUAUUCGAGGAAUCCUUUGAAACAGGUCAUGUCGAAUGGGUCGGUAAUUUCUGGGGCGGAUUCUGCGAUUGGGGGAGUUGGCUUUGGCACUGGUAGCCGUCUUGGUGGUGGUCCUGGAGUUGGGACUGACGCUGGUUUUUCCGUUGGACACGAUACUGGCACCGGCAUGGAAAUGGACAUGGAAAUGGCAAUGCAGGAGGGCGAGGACGAGCUCGAGCACAUCUACCUGGACCUCGACGACGAUCAUGAAGGCUCCACCCUCAUCGCCUCUUCAGACCAAGGCGUCAUGCAAGGCAUCAAGCAAAUGGACCUCGAAAUCACUGACAAUGAGGUCUCGGACUCGGACGCUGACGCCGACGUCGACGCUUCGCCUCCACCCCACGACCAUCUCGCACACUCUGCCGGCCGGGGCCUCAAGAGGAAGAGAACAAUUCGGUUGAUCAUUCGCUCCAGGGCGUUUCUUUGA